UGUUUUGUAAAAUGCCUUGAAUUUAAGGUUAUGUUAUUUCUUGAAGACUGAAUACGCAUGUGGACUGUUGACAUCAAAAACAUAGAAUAAUAUUGAAAAAAUGUCUAGUGAGUUGAAUAAACUUACUCUGAAUAAUGAGAUUGUAUUGAUGCGCCAUGAUGUUCGUAAAGCAAAGGUACAUUUGGUACACAAGAUAACCCGAACAAUUGAGACACUUAGAAAUGGGAAAGGACCCAAAAAACCGACUGAAAAAGAUUUGCUCAAGGCAGACAAAUUGGUUGAAGAGAUCAGAACACUGAAGAAAUUGAAGGACGACCUUAUCACCAAAACUCUCCUGGUAUAUGUUGAUGAUCCUCACAAGGUCUUGAGUGAUGUAAGUCAAAAAUGGGAAAGGACCCAAAAACCGACUGAAAAAGAUUUGCUCAAGGCAGACAAAUUGGUUGAAGAGAUCAGAACACUGAAGAAAUUGAAGGACGACCUUAUCACCAAAACUCUCCUGGUAUAUGUUGAUGAUCCUCACAAGGUCUUGAGUGAUGUCAAUAAAUCACUGCAAGACCGGAUUAUGGCGAAAAUGUUCACCCACAAAUCUAUGGCUGCAUCAAUUUCGAAAUUCAGAGAAAAAUAUCCAAACUGGCUGGAAGAAGUGACGGCUCUGUUGAAAACUAUGAAAAAGAAGAAACCGAUGGUGAAAAAGGAAAAGGACGCUAAAAAGAAUACAGCGGUUGGUGAAAAAAGUGAAAAUAACAAUGGAAAAGUUGUGAGAAGUAAGGACAGUGUUAAUAAACUCGAGAAUAAAGUUGAGAAAAGUGUUAGAACUACCGUUAGUUCCACCUCGGGUAGUUGGGCAGUUUCAGGUAGUGUUCAAGUUAUAUCUGAGUUAGAAAAUGAUGACGUCACCAAAAGUGAGAAAGUUUCUAAAAAAUUGGGUGGAAAAUCAGCGAAAGUUACACCUAAUAGAGGUGAGGAUACAAAACAUAGAAUAAUAACUAGUGAUAAUGAAAAGUUUGGUGAAGAGAAUGGAGAAGGGUUGCUGUUUCAUUCUAGUGGGAUGGAUUUAGGGGGCCAAGAAAAUGGGUUUGAAAAGGAGAGAAAAGUUGAUAAAAGACGAUGUGAAGAGGGAGAGAAGUUGAUGAGUGGAGGGAAGAAAAAGAAGAAGAGGAAGAUUGAAAAGUUGGAAGGAGAGGAUAGUGAAGGAAAUUUGGAGGAUAUGUUCAAAAUUGAGAAGGAGACUGGUAAAAGAAUUGACAAUGGUGAGGUUGAUGGAGGUAACCUAGAGGAUAGGUUUAAGAAGGGUAAGAAAUUUGAUGAAAUAGAUGUAAGUUUGAAGAGUAGGUUUGAGAAACCUGAGGUGGAUGACAGAGAAAAUGGAUUAGAUGAAGAUCUGGAGGAGAGGUUUGGAAGGAGAAAGAAAACUGAGAAGAAAGUGAUGGAUAAAAAGAAAGAGGAAAUGAAAGUUGUCGAUCCUUUUUUCAUGACCAACGACAACAGUGAAUAUUUGACGGUGGUUUCAAGUAAAGAGCAGGCUGACGCUCUUCAGAAUCCCUCAAAAACGUCAAACCAUUACAAAAAUGAUGAAGAACUCUAUUACGGUAGUAGCUUGACGGGGGGUUUCAAGCAGGUGAGUCAUCAUGAGCGGAGACAAUCGAGCUUCACCAAUCUCGGUGGUAGGAGUUCGGGAGGGUUUCACGAUAGGAAACAAAACGGGGGUUUCAGGGAAUUCGGGAAAGGAGGGGGUAGAAACGAGGGUGGUUUUGGAAAGAAUCGGGAAGGAUUCGGGAUGUCCUCCUCCUCCACCUCCUCCUUCUCCCUUCCGCGGCGAGAGAGAAGGAAACUGAUGAACGAAGGUGGAAAAGAGACGAAGGCAGUGGGAGAGGAGAAACUGCAUCCAUCGUGGGAAGCAAAACGGAGACAGAGUUGUCCGGCGAUUCCAACUUUUAGCGGGAAGAAAAUUAAGUUUGAUGAUUGAGAAAAUGUAUUUUUAUUGUAAAUAAAAUAAUGUUAUUUAUGAA
Molecule: messenger RNA, 2009 nt
Organism: Nilaparvata lugens (brown planthopper)
Lineage: Eukaryota; Metazoa; Arthropoda; Insecta; Hemiptera; Delphacidae
Product: serum response factor-binding protein 1
Exons: 6
Coding region: 101-1966 (621 amino acids)
Biological process (GO): maturation of SSU-rRNA
Cellular component (GO): nucleus; 90S preribosome
Source: RefSeq, a predicted model, not a curated record